Nematolebias whitei (Rio pearlfish) is the source of this 13107-nucleotide messenger RNA. RefSeq names its product dynein, axonemal, heavy chain 9 (gene dnah9). Bases 1 to 13107 code for a protein of 4368 amino acids. The record is from RefSeq and is a predicted model, not a curated record. The transcript is spliced from 78 exons. Gene Ontology annotation, molecular function: minus-end-directed microtubule motor activity; dynein intermediate chain binding; dynein light intermediate chain binding. Gene Ontology annotation, biological process: microtubule-based movement. Lineage: Eukaryota; Metazoa; Chordata; Actinopteri; Cyprinodontiformes; Rivulidae. Gene Ontology annotation, cellular component: dynein complex.
AUGGACGAGCCACCUGCUGCCCAGGACCUAAGACUGGACUUCAUUGCAGACCUGGUGUUGAGAACUCUGAAACUGAAGGAAGACAGAUGGCAGAAAUGUGUGUCCAACGAGGACAACGUGCAGGUGUUGCAGGACUUCUUGGACCAAUCGGACCGGAGGACUCUGGUGGUGUGUACAAACUCAGCUGGAUUACCGGAGCCUGCAGCCUCCAUCUCUGCCGGCUCCAAACACAAGACGGUGUACUUUGUUAAAAAAGACAGAGCUCGGCUGAGUCCAGAGUCCCUGAAGGACAGCCUGGUGUGCGGAGACGUGUCUCACGCUCCACUGGACCAGGUCUCUACGUUCGUUCAGGAGGUAGUUUCUCCUAUUGUUGCUUCGCCCUUUAAGGCCCUCGCUAGUGGGUUUUAUCCCAUCACGCGAAGCGUAGCACUUCAAUCUGCAGAUUUGGAAUCCAUUCAGUCUCAGCUAAACUCCCCUAAAGUGAAAAUGAUGUCUCUGGUAUUGGAGGCUGCAGAAAGCAGCUACUCUCCUGCUCUUCAGAGCAUGCAGCAGGAUGUUGUUGCAGCUUUGGAGGAGGCAAAAGACAUUUGCUUGUACCUGACUCCCCUGCAGCGUUUGCUUGAGGACAUGGACAACAUGGAGUUUCCUGAUAUCAAAGGUCACAUUAAACCAUUAAUGCACACAGUUUGCCUGGUGUGGGCCAACUCCAAACACUACAACACCCCAGCACGUCUCAUCACUCUUUUGCAGGCGACAUGCAACCUCUUCACCCAACAGGCCCGGGCAUAUCUAGUUCCAGAGGACGUUCUGAGAGGGGACAUUGUAGAGAGUCUCCUCCGGGUCCAGAUAAGCCUGGAGGUUCUGCAGCUGUUCAAGAGCACCUAUGAAGAUCGUAAAGAUAAUCUGAAACAGUACCAACAAAAUGGAACUGUGAUUAAACCUUGGGAUUUUUCCCCACUGUUGGUUUUCUCUGGGUUUGAUCAGUUUAUCUGCAGAGUCAAAACUAUCAAGGACAUCCUGUCCACGGUGUUAGAUCUGCUAAAACUUAAGAAACUGGAGGUGGGAGGCAUUCGAGGCCGAGCCCUCAACCAGCAGCUCCAAAGUAUUCACCAAGAGUUCUUGGAUACUUACAAACUUCUCACAGAGAAGCCGUACGACUGCUUGGAUAUCAGCAACAUGGAGUUUGAAAAAGAUGUGAGGGAGUUUAAGCUGAAGGUGGAAGAUGCAGAGUGGCGACUGGGAUCUGUCUUCUGUCAGGCUUUUGAUGACGCCUCCGGAAUGGAGCACACCUUCAAGGUUGUAGAGAUGUUUGGCAGCCUGCUGGAGCGUCCACAGGUCGCCUCAGAUGCUCAGAGCAGAUUCAUUUUGCUUUGGUCCAUCUUUGACCAAGAACUGGACCACUGUAAAGUCCUCUUCAACAAACAUAUGGAAGCUGUAGAUGAGCUGGACUCAGCACCGGUCAAUAAGAACAUGCCUGUUGUAGCUGGGGGACUGAAAUGGGCUCGUGAGCUGCAGCAGCGCAUCGAGACCCCCUUCUCCAAACUCAGACACCUCUCCUACCCCUGUCUGGAGUCUGCAGGCAGAAUCGGGGUCAUCCAGAAGUAUGAGGAGAUGAUGCAACUGUUGGACAUAUACUCUGAAAGCUUGUUUAAGACAUGGACAGAGACAGUGGACGAAAGUUUACAGCACAACCUCAGUUUGCCGUUAAUCAACAGAGAAUUGGACUCUCAUCUGAUGUCAGUCAACUUCAGCCCACAGCUGGCAUCUGUGCUCAGGGAGGUGAAGUAUCUCGAGGGAGUAUACUCUGAGGCCAUCCCAGAGACUGCUCUGAAGAUCUACACCAUCAGAGAUCAGCUGCAGCAGUAUGUGGCCAACCUGGAUCUCACUGCGGUCCAAUACAACAAGGUGAUGCACACUUUGCUGGAUGUGGAGCGUCAUCUGGUCCAGGACCAGCUCAAGAACAUUGAUGCUCAGCUUAGACAGGCAGAAGAGAGUCUGAACUGGAACAGCCAAGGGAUUUGGCAGUAUAUCCAGGAAGUGCGAGACUCUGUGUGUGACUUGGAGAACCGACUCCAGAGGAUCAAGGAUAAUGUUGAGGCGAUCCAGAGCUGCAUGAGGUCUUGGGUCAUCCCCAUGUUCGAUAGGAAGGAGAAUAAAAAAGACGCCCUGCUGAGCCUGGAGGACAGGACUGAAAGGGUUGAUAAAUUUUACAGUUUGGUACGCUCCUCUGGAGAAAAGAUUCACUUCCUCCUUAAGACAAACCAGUCAAUGUUUAACGCUGAGCCUUCCUCAGAGGAGUGGAAGGCCUAUGUGGAGUAUAUUGACAACAUGAUUAUAGAUGGCUUCUUCAACAGCAUUGAAUGUUCACUCAAGUUCUUUUUGGACAACACUGACCAAAGAAUGGUGCUGACCCCUCUCUUUGAGGCUCAGUUGGAUUUGAAGGUUCCUGACUUGGUGUUCACGCCCUCUCUGGAGUAUGGGCUUGGAGACUGUUUCUUUGAGAUGGUGGAGAGCCUCAUCAACAAUGUGUUCAGGAUUACCACACUGGUACCACGACUGGCCCAGCACAGUUCCUUUCCCCACUACCAGACUGAUAUGGAAGGGCUAGCUGAGCUGGCAGACAUGCGUCACCUCCUCAUGGAGCGCGUAAAGAGCGUCAUGACAACGUGCUGUGAGUUUCGUAACUCUCUGGAGCGUUACAGCUACCUGUACAUGGACGACAGGAAAGAGUUCUUGCGUCGGUUCCUUGUGUACGGGCAUGUUUUAACAAACCCUGACAUGGAGGCUAUCGCUGACAGUGAGGUUCAAGAGAGCCCUCCCACUCUGGAUGAUUUCAGAGAACAGAUGGACAGUUACGAGCGGCUCUAUGAGGAGGUUCAGGACCUUCAGGUUGUGCAUGUGUUCCAUGGGUGGAUGAGGGUGGAUGGCAGCAGGAUGAAAAGUGCUUUACUCAAUAUCAUCAAAAAGUGGAGUUUCAUGUUCAAACAACAUCUGACUGAUCUUGUUACCAACAGCCUGUCAGAUCUAGACCGAUUCAUUGUUGUAACUGAGACUGGCCUGAGGCAGCGGGUGCAGGACGGGGACUACAGUGGUCUGAUGGAGGUCAUGGGUCACUUGAUGGCUGUUAAAGAAAGGCAAGACACUACAGACAUCAUGUUUGAGCCUCUGCAGCAAACCAUCGCUCUGCUGAAGAUGUAUGAACAGGAACUUCCUGAAGUGGUUUAUAAACAAUUAGAGGAGUUGCCAGAGAAGUGGAACAAUGUAAAAAAACGGGCAUUAUCAGCUAAACAACAGGUGGCGCCGCUGCAGGCCAUUGAAGUGGCCAGUCUACGGCGAAAAUGUGCUUCGUUUGAUGUUGAACAGCAUGAUUUUAGAGAACACUUCCACCACAGCGGACCUUUCAGGUUUGACAGCAGGAGUCCGUACCAGAUGUUGGACGAGUUUCACCAGCAGAUCCAGGGCCGAGAGGCAGUGAUGGCUUCCCUGCUGGAGACUGCAAGUCUAUUCGAGAUCACCAUCUUAGAGUACAAACAUCUCCAACAGUGCAGACGUGAGGUUGUCCUGCUGAAAGAGCUGUGGGAUAUGAUCUCUGUGGUGGAAUCCAGCAUGGCAGCAUGGAGAACAACUCUCUGGAGAGAAAUCAAUGUAGAGAGCAUGGAGCUGGAUUGCAAACGCUUUUUUAAAGACAUACGUGGGCUGGAUAAAGAGGUUCGAGCGUGGGAUGCUUUCACAGGUCUGGACAGCAGGGUGACGAACAUCCUCACCUCCCUCCGGGCUGUAGCAGAACUCCAGAACCCAGCCGUCCGAGCUCGACACUGGAACCAGCUGAUGGCUGCCACUGGAGUCCACUUCAGCAUUGACCAGGAGGCCACCCUGUCCGACCUGCUGCAGCUCAAUCUGCACUGCUUCGAGGACAAGGUCCGAGGGAUUGUGGACAAGGCUGUCAAGGAGAUGGGGAUGGAGAAAGUUCUGUCUGAGCUCAACUCCACAUGGACAGCCAUGCAGUUCCAGUACGAGCCCCACCACCGGAGCCGGGCGCCUCUGAUCCGGACAGACGAGGAGUUGAUCGAGACUCUGGAGGACAACCAGGUCCAACUACAGAACCUCAUGUCCUCCAAGUACAUCGCACACUUCCUGGAUGAAGUGUCUUCUUGGCAGAACUGCCUGUCAGUGGCCGACUCCGUCAUCGCCGUCUGGCUCGAGGUGCAGCGGACAUGGAGCCACCUGGAAAGCAUCUUCAUCGGUUCUGAGGACAUCCGCUCACAGCUGCCGGAGGACUCCAGGUGCUUUGAUGGGAUUGAUGCUGAUUUCAAAGAGCUGGCGAACGCCAUGCAUCAAACGCCCAAUGUGGUGGAGGCCACGAACAAACCGGGCCUGUUUGGUAAACUGGAGAACAUACAGAGCAGGCUCUCUGUGUGUGAAAAAGCUCUGUCUGAGUACCUCGACACCAAGCGUCUGGCAUUUCCAAGAUUCUACUUCAUCUCUUCAGCUGAUUUGUUGGACAUACUGUCCAACGGGACAAACCCACAGCAGGUCCAGAAGCAUCUCUCAAAGCUGUUUGACAACAUGGUUAAGAUACAGUUUGAAGAUGAUGGAAAGACUGGUGUGGGCAUGUACAGCAAAGAAGAGGAGUACGUCCUGUUUCAUCAGCCAUGCGACUGCGGUGGACAGGUGGAGAUGUGGUUGAACCGGCUGCUGGACACCAUGCGCUCCACCGUCCGUCAUGAAAUGACUGAAGCAGUGAUGACAUAUGAGGAUAAACCCAGGGAGCAGUGGCUGUUUGACUAUCCAGCUCAGGUUGCGUUGACCUGCUCUCAGAUCUGGUGGACGUCCGAUGUCAACAUGGCUUUUGCUCGUCUUGAGGAAGGCUACGACAUCUCCAUGAGAGAGUACUACAGAAAGCAUGUGUCCCAGCUCAACGCCCUGAUCUCCAUGCUGAUUGGCCAGCUCACGCCCGAAGAUCGGCAGAAGGUCAUGACCAUCUGCACCAUCGACGUCCACGCCAGAGAUGUGGUGGCCAAAAUGGUGGCUCAGAAGGUGGAGAAUUCUCAGGCGUUCGUGUGGCUCUCUCAGCUGAGACAUCGCUGGGAUGAAAUGCAGAAGCAUUGUUUUGCCAACAUAUGUGAUGCCCAGUUUCUGUACUCGUAUGAAUAUCUGGGCAACACGCCGAGAUUAGUCAUCACUCCUCUGACAGACAGAUGUUACAUCACGUUGACUCAGUCCCUCCAUCUGACCAUGAGUGGAGCUCCAGCUGGACCCGCGGGCACCGGGAAGACCGAGACCACCAAAGAUCUGGGGCGAGCUCUUGGUGUCAUGGUGUACGUCUUUAACUGCUCUGAACAGAUGGACUACAAGUCCUGUGGAAACAUCUACAAAGGCUUGGCUCAGACGGGAGCAUGGGGCUGCUUCGAUGAGUUUAACCGGAUCUCAGUGGAGGUUCUGUCUGUGGUGGCUGUGCUGGUGAAAAGCAUUCAGGAUGCUAUCCGUGAUAAGAAGCAGAGGUUUAACUUUAUGGGGGAGGAGGUUAAUCUUUGUCCUUCUGUGGGAAUCUUCAUCACGAUGAAUCCAGGGUAUGCAGGUCGGACUGAGCUGCCAGAGAACCUGAAGGCUCUGUUCAGACCUUGUGCCAUGGUGGUGCCGGACUUCGAGUUGAUCUGUGAAAUCAUGCUGGUCACUGAAGGGUUUGUCAAUGCUCGGAUCCUUGCUGGGAAGUUCAUCACUCUGUACACCCUGUGCAAAGAGUUGCUCUCUAAACAGGACCACUAUGACUGGGGCCUCCGAGCCAUUAAGUCAGUGCUGGUUGUGGCUGGCUCUCUUAAAAGAGCAGACCCCGACCGAGCCGAGGACCAGGUUCUCAUGAGAGCUCUGAGAGAUUUCAACAUUCCCAAGAUCGUGACUGACGAUGUGCCCGUGUUCAUGGGCCUCAUAGGAGACCUGUUUCCCUCUCUGGAUGUCCCCAGGAAAAGAGACCUGGACUUCGAGAGACAUGUGAAGCAGUCUGUUCUGGACUUGAAAUUACAGGCCGAGGACAAUUUUGUACUGAAGGUCGUGCAGCUGGAUGAACUACUGGCUGUGCGUCACUCUGUGUUUGUGGUCGGAAAUGCUGCCACUGGGAAGAGUCAGGUAAUGAGAUCACUCCAUCGGACCUAUCAGAACAUGAAGCGUCGGCCCGUGUGGGCAGAUCUCAACCCAAAGGCCGUGACCAACGACGAGCUCUUCGGAAUCAUCAACCCUGCAACUCGAGAGUGGAAAGAUGGUUUGUUCUCCAGCAUCAUGCGGGAACUGGCCAACAUUAGUCACAGUGGGCCUAAGUGGAUUGUUCUGGAUGGAGAUAUUGACCCGAUGUGGAUUGAGUCACUCAACACAGUUAUGGAUGACAACAAGGUUCUGACUCUGGCCAGUAACGAGCGGAUCCCUCUGAACCCCACCAUGAGGCUGGUAUUUGAGAUCAGCCACCUUCGCACUGCGACCCCUGCUACUGUAUCCAGGGCAGGAAUCCUGUAUAUAAAUCCUGCAGACCUGGGAUGGAACCCGCAGGUCUCCAGCUGGAUUGACAAGAGAGUGUUUCAGUCUGAGAAAGCUAACUUGACCAUCCUGUUUGACAAGUACCUACCCUCAUGUCUGGACGCCCUCAGGUCCAGGUUUAAGAAGAUCAUCCCAAUCCCUGAACAGAGUCUUGUCCAAAUGCUGUGCUACCUGCUGGAGUGUCUCCUGACUGCAGAAAACACGCCACCGGACUGCGCCAAAGAACUUCAUGAGCUCUAUUUUGUCUUUGCUGCAGUCUGGGCUUUUGGAGGAGCCUUGUUCCAGGACCAGAUGGUCGACUACAGAGUGGAGUUCAGCAAGUGGUGGGUCACCGAGUUCAAAACCAUUAAGUUCCCAUCUCACGGCACUGUGUUUGAUUACUACAUCGACCCCGAAACCAAAAAGUUUGAACCAUGGUCCAAGAUGGUGCCCCAAUUUGAUAUGGAUACUGAUGCACCACUUCAGGCAUGUGUCGUCCAUACCACAGAGACCAUACGGGUUCGAUACUUGGUGGACCACCUCCUGGAGCACCGCAGGCCAGUCAUGUUGGUCGGGAACGCUGGCACUGGGAAGUCGGUACUGCUUGGAGACAAACUUGACUCACUGGACACAGAGAAAUACUUAGUCAAAAAUGUUCCCUUUAACUACUACACCACAUCUGCUAUGCUCCAAGAUGUGCUGGAAAAGCCCCUGGAGAAGAAAGCAGGGCGCAACUAUGGACCUCCUGGCAGCAGAAGACUGGUCUACUUUAUAGACGACAUGAAUAUGCCUGAGGUGGAUGCUUAUGGCACGGUGCAACCUCACACUCUCAUACGCCAACACAUGGACUACAACCACUGGUAUGACCGUAAUAAGCUGCUUUUGAAAGAAAUACACAACAUCCAGUACGUGUCCUGCAUGAACCCCACGGCCGGCAGUUUCACCAUUAAUCCUCGACUGCAGAGGCACUUCUCAGUCUUUGCCCUGUCGUUUCCUGGAGCAGAGGCUCUGAGCACCAUUUACAGCUCCAUCCUGUCCCACCACCUGAGAGGCAGGGCUUUCAGCCACGCCCUGCAGAAGACCUGCCCCACCUUGGUCCAGUUAGCCCUGGCUUUGCACCAGCGCAUCUCCUCCACCUUCCUCCCCACCGCAGUCAAAUUCCACUACGUGUUCAACCUCCGCGACCUCUCCAACAUAUUCCAGGGCAUUCUCUUCUGUACCAGCGAGUGUCUAACAGCUCCAUCAGACAUGCUGAAAAUCUACCUGCACGAGUCAAAACGGGUCUACCGAGACAAGCUGGUGGAGGAGCAGGACAUCCAGGUCUUUGAUAAGCUGCAGGCAGACACGGUGAAAAAGUUUUAUGAGGACAUGGAUGAGGUACUGCAGCAGACUAGAGAGAUGAACCUGUACUGCCACUUUGCCCGAGGGCUGGGGGAGGCCAGGUACAUGGCUGCAGAGUCCUGGAGCAGCUUGAAUAAAACUCUGCUGGAGGUUCUGGACAGCUACAACGAGGUCAACGCCACUCUGAACCUGGUGCUGUUUGAGGACGCCAUGGCCCACAUCUGCAGAAUCAACCGGAUUCUGGAGUCUCCGCGGGGCAACGCGCUGCUGGUCGGAGUGGGCGGCAGUGGCAAGCAGAGCCUGACCCGACUGGCCGCCUUCAUCUCCAAUCUGGAGGUUUUUCAGAUCACCUUGAGAAAAGGCUACAGUCUCGCUGACCUGAAGAGCGACCUGGCAUCCCUCUACAUCAAAGCUGGCGUGAAGAAUAUUGGCAUUGUGCUCCUGAUGACGGACGCUCAAGUGGCAGAUGAGAAGUUCCUCGUUCUGGUCAAUGAUCUGCUGGCAUCAGGAGAGAUCCCCGACUUGUUCCCAGACGACGAGGUGGAGAGCAUCAUUGGCAGCGUGAGGCCAGAGGUUCGCAGCUCCGGAUUGAUGGAUACCAGAGAAAACUGCUGGAGGUUCUUCAUCGACCGCGUUCGCAGACAGCUCAAGGUGGCUCUGUGCUUCUCACCUGUGGGAAGCAAACUGAGGGUCCGCAGCAGGAAGUUUCCCGCUGUGGUCAACUGCACAGCAAUCGACUGGUUUCACGAGUGGCCACAGGAGGCACUGGAGUCAGUCAGCCUCCGGUUCCUGCAGGAGGUGGAGAACAUCGAACCUCAUGUGAAGGAGUCAGUGAGCAGGUUCAUGGCUUACGUUCACACGAGUGUCAAUCAAAUGUCCAAGGAGUACUUGGCUAAUGAGCGACGCUACAACUACACCACACCCAAGUCCUUCCUGGAGCAGAUUCAGCUGUACCGCAGCCUUCUCGGCCACAGAAGUGAAGAGCUGAGCACCAAGAUGGAGAGGCUGGAAAAUGGCCUGCAGAAGCUCAGCAGCACUUCUGCCCAGGUGGAUGACCUGAAGGCCAAGCUGGCGGCUCAGGAAGUGGAGCUCCAACAGAAGAAUGAGGAUGCUGACAAGUUGAUCCAGGAGGUUGGGAUCGAAACUGAGAAGGUGUCAAAGGAGAAAACUGUGGCUGAUGAGGAAGAGCGGAAGGUGGCAGCCAUUGCUGUAGUGGUCAGUGCCAAACAGAGAGAUUGCGAGGAGGACCUAGCCAAGGCUGAACCGGCUCUUCUUGCAGCUCAGGAUGCCCUGAACACACUCAAUAAAUACAACCUGACAGAGCUGAAGUCGUUCGGCUCCCCUGUUGCGGCGGUGACCAACGUCACGGCAGCAGUCAUGGUCCUGACAGCGCCCAAGGGCAAAGUGCCAAAGGAUCGCAGCUGGAAAGCAGCAAAGGUGAUGAUGGCCAAAGUGGACACGUUCCUGGACUCUCUGGUGAACUUCAAUAAAGAAAACAUCCCAGAGUCGAGCCUGAAAGCCAUCCGGCCUUACCUGCAGGAUCCGGAGUUUCAGCCUGAUCUGGUGGCCUCCAAGUCCUACGCAGCCGCAGGUCUGUGCUCCUGGGUGUUAAACAUUGUGAAAUACUACGAGGUGUACUGUGAGGUGGAGCCUAAACGUCAGGCUCUGAGCAAGGCCAAUGCUGAGCUGGCUGCUGCCCAAGACAAGCUCAGCACCAUCAAGAACAAGAUCAAUCACCUUAAUGAGAACCUGGCCAAGCUCACCACCAAGUUUGAGAAAGCCACCUUGGCCAAGGUCAAGUGCCAACAGGAAGCAGAAUCAACGGCCCGUACCAUUUCGUUGGCCAACCGCCUGGUGGGUGGUCUAACUUCAGAGAAUGUCCGCUGGGCAGAAGCCAUCGAGAGUUUUAAGAGACAGGAGAGAACUCUAUGCGGAGACGUCCUCCUUAUUACUGCCUUCAUUUCCUACUUGGGCUACUUCACCAAACGCUACAGGCUGCUGCUCAUGGACGACUUCUGGAGGCCUUAUCUCAGCCAGCUGGAGGUUCCCAUGCCAGUGACCUCAGACCUGGACCCUCUGGCCAUGCUGACCGAUGAUGCUGACAUUGCAGCAUGGCAGAACGAGGGCCUGCCUGCAGACAAGAUGUCAACUGAAAAUGCUACCAUUCUGACUUCCUGCCAGCGCUGGCCUCUCAUGGUGGACCCCCAACUUCAGGGCAUCAAAUGGAUCAAAAACAAAUAUGGAGAAAAGCUCAAAGUUAUCCGCAUCGAACAGCGAGGUUACCUGGAUGCAGUGGAGAGAGCAUUGGCAGCAGGCGAUGUGGUUUUGAUUGAGAAUAUUGGGGAAACAUUGGAUCCUGUUCUAGGGCCUCUGCUGGGCAGAGAAACCAUCAAGAAGGGCAGGUACAUAAAGAUUGGAGACAAGGAGUGCGAGUACAACCCUAGUUUCCGCCUUAUUCUGCACACCAAGCUGGCCAGCCCUCAUUACCAGCCAGAGCUACAGGCCCAGUGCACCUUGAUCAACUUCACCGUGACCAGAGACGGACUGGAGGAUCAGCUGCUGGCUGCUGUGGUCAGCAUGGAGAGACCUGACCUGGAACAGCUGAAGUCUGACCUGACCAAGGAGCAGAAUGGUUUUAAGAUCACUCUGAAGACCCUGGAGGACAACCUGCUCUCCCGUCUGUCCUCCGCUUCAGGAAACUUUCUCGGAGACAUCAAGCUAGUGGAAAAUCUGGAGAUCACCAAACGCACCGCUGCUGAGAUAGAAGAAAAGGUAAAAGAAGCCAAGGUGACAGAGGCCAAGCUCAAUGAGGCUCGGGAGCACUACCGACCAGCAGCAGCCCGGGCUUCCUUAUUGUACUUCAUAAUGAACGAUCUCAAUAAAAUCCACCCCAUGUACCAGUUCUCACUCAAGGCGUUCAGCGUGGUCUUCCAGAAAGCGGUUCUAAAGGCUGAACAGGAUGAAGCUCUGAGGCAGAGGGUGUCCAACCUAACCGACAGCAUCACCUUCUCCGUCUUUCAGUACACCACUAGAGGCCUGUUUGAGUGUGACAAGCUCACGUACACGGCUCAGCUCAUGUUCCAGGUCCUCCUGAUGAAUAAUGAAAUAAACCCUGCAGAGCUGGACUUCCUCCUGAGGUAUCCUGUCCAACCAGGUGUAACAUCACCCGUGGAUUUUCUCUCAAACCACUCCUGGGGAGGGAUCAAGACACUUUGCUCCAUGCAAGAGUUCAGAAACCUGGACCGAGACAUUGAAGGUUCAGCUAAACGCUGGAAGAAGUUUGUGGAGUCUGAGUGUCCAGAGAAAGAAAAGUUCCCUCAAGAGUGGAAGAGUAAAAGCUCUCUGCAGAGGCUGUGCAUGAUGAGGAGCCUGAGGCCGGACCGCAUGACUUACGCCAUCAGAGACUUUGUCGAAGAGAAACUUGGAAACAAGUACGUGAUUGGCAGAUCGCUGGACUUCGCUGCCUCCUUUGAAGAGUCCGGAGCCGCUACACCCAUGUUCUUCAUCCUGUCUCCUGGAGUGGAUCCUUUGAAGGAUGUGGAGAAACAUGGAAAGAAGCUGGGCUACACAUUCGACAACAACAACUUCCACAAUGUCUCUUUGGGUCAAGGCCAGGAGGUUAUAGCUGAACAAGCCCUCCAUUUGGCUGCUGAGAAAGGUCACUGGGUCAUCCUGCAGAACAUCCACCUGGUGGCCCGUUGGCUUGGAACCCUUGAAAAACUUCUUGAGCGGUUUUCAGAAGGAAGUCACAAGAACUUCCAAGUGAUUGUCAGUGCAGAGCCCUCCUCCACCCCUGAGGGCCACAUCAUCCCACAGGGCAUUCUGGAAAACUCCAUCAAGAUCACUAACGAACCACCUACAGGCAUGCAUGCCAACCUGCACAAGGCCCUAGACAACUUUAACCAGGACUCAUUGGAAAUGUGCGCUCGGGAGAAUGAGUUUAAGAGCAUAUGGUUUGCCCUUUGCUAUUUUCAUGCAGUGGUGGCAGAGAGGAGGAAAUUUGGUCCUCAGGGUUGGAACAGGUCAUAUCCCUUUAACAUUGGAGACCUGACCAUUUCUAUCAAUGUCCUCUACAACUACCUGGAGGCUAAUCCCAAGGUACCAUACGACGAUCUGCGCUACCUCUUUGGUGAGAUAAUGUACGGGGGUCACAUCACCGAUGACUGGGACCGGCGAUUGUGUCGGACCUACCUCGAAGAGUUUAUCAAGCCAGAGAUGAUGGAGGGGGAGCUGUACCUCGCACCGGGCUUCCCCCUGCCUGGAAACACUGAUUACAACAGUUACCAUCAGUACAUUGAUGACAGCUUACCACCGGAGUCACCUUACCUGUACGGUCUUCAUCCCAACGCUGAGAUUGGUUUCCUAACACAAACAUCAGAGAAGCUUUUUCGCACUUUGCUGGAAAUGCAGCCCAGGGAUGGAGGAGUCGGAGAGGGAGGUGGGACGACGAGAGAGGAAAAGGUCCAUGCAGUGCUGGAGGACAUUUUGGAAAAACUUCCAGAAGAGUUUGACAUGGCUGAGCUUCUGGGAAAGGCAGAGGAGAAGACCCCCUACCAGGUGGUGGCACUGCAGGAGUGUGAGCGUAUGAACAUCCUCACCCGAGAGAUCAGAUGCUCCCUCGGCGAGCUAAGCCUUGGACUAAAGGGAGAGCUGACGAUGAGUACUGACAUGGAGAGCCUUCAAAAUGCUGUUUUCCUGGACGUGGUUCCAGACAGUUGGACCAAACGAGCUUACCCCUCCACGUCAGGCUUGGCCCUGUGGUUCUCAGACCUGCUGGCCAGGAUCAAGGAGCUUGAGGCCUGGUCCUCUGAUUUUAUAUUGCCCUCUGCAGUGUGGCUGGCUGGCUUCUUUAACCCCCAGUCUUUCCUCACAGCCAUCAUGCAGACAAUGGCCAGAAGGAAUGAGUGGCCUCUGGACAGCAUGUGUCUGCAGUGCGAUGUGACUAAGAAGACCCGUGAGGAGUUCAGCUCUCUUCCUCGUGAAGGGGCCUAUGUACAUGGGAUGUACAUGGAAGGGGCUCGGUGGGACACGCAGACUGGUUUGAUCGUUGAUGCCCGCCUGAAAGAGCUCACUCCAGCCAUGCCUGUCAUCUUCAUCAAGGCCAUUCCUGUAGACAAGCAGGACAACAGAAAUGUCUACCAGUGUCCUGUCUAUAAAACCCGCCAGAGGGGGCCCACUUACAUCUGGACCUUUAACUUGAAGACAAAAGAAAACCCCUCUAAAUGGACCUUAGCUGGUGUGGCAUUGCUUCUGCAGGUUUAG